AUGGUUCGUCUCUCAAUUAUCGGAAUCACCCUUCCACCGGCAACUCGACGCGGGGCGAUGACGACAACGGGACGGUUCGCAUUCGUGGUCGCACCCGUGUGUCAGGCGGGAAGGGAAGGGCAAUGUACCAUUCCGACAGCUGCGUGUACCCGUGUUCAUCCAGACAGGAAGCACGGCUGGCACGGCAAGUGCCGGAGAGACUUGAGGCGACGAAAGAUUCGAGACGGUGGCGAUGAUGGAAUUUUCGAUCAAUACAAAGCAUGGUGGUCACAGACACCGAAGUACAUAUGUGGGAUGGUGGAGGCUAGAGUUGCAUGCGUGAAGAGACAUGCAUAUCAAACACAUGCUGAAUACGGGAACGAGCUCGUCAGGACUUGCCUUCAGCUCAGCUCAGCCGCUAUUUCUGUCGCCUUGAUUACUUCGCGCUUCAGCCCAAUCAUCCGCUCAGCCUCGCGCAACCAGCGAAAAUGCAAGAAGCAGUAAGCGGCAGGCAGGCUGAAGGGGAAAAUCCUCAGCCCCAAGCCCAAACCCACAUUCGGGCCAUUCACAACCGCCAGCAAGUGAAACAAAGCAAGCGUCGGUAUCCGUGAUAACACGAAUCACAGAUGCAAUGUCAUCAAGCGAACCCACCCCUCAUGUCUUUGAAAGGGGGGCAAGGAGAAAGGGGAUUCGUGGCCCAAUCGGAUAGGACUGAUGGGGGGAAGACGAGGACGAGGACGAGGAGGGUCGCACGCCUUGCUGCCCAGAAGCAGUACGGCUGGGGCAUCGGGUGAGCAGUAGAGGUUAGAGGGGCGUGGAUGGUGAAUGGGGG
Messenger RNA from Ilyonectria robusta, 811 nucleotides. RefSeq lists its product as uncharacterized. NCBI's taxonomy places the organism in Eukaryota, Fungi, Ascomycota, Sordariomycetes, Hypocreales, Nectriaceae. The record is from RefSeq and is a predicted model, not a curated record. The coding region runs from base 1 to 483 and encodes 160 amino acids. The transcript is spliced from 2 exons.